This is a messenger RNA of Quercus lobata, 1174 nucleotides long. RefSeq names its product PSI type II chlorophyll a/b-binding protein (Lhca2*1) (gene LHCA6). The transcript has 5 exons. Gene Ontology annotation, biological process: photosynthesis, light harvesting. Bases 107 to 892 code for a protein of 261 amino acids. NCBI's taxonomy places the organism in Eukaryota, Viridiplantae, Streptophyta, Magnoliopsida, Fagales, Fagaceae. Gene Ontology annotation, cellular component: membrane. The record is from RefSeq and is a predicted model, not a curated record.
CAUCAUGAAUUUUAUCCAUUCUACAUGGACUAGAUAAAUCAUCAGACAAAGCAGCCUGCAAAAAGCCACAGAGUUGCACAGUUUUUGCAGGAACAUUUUGUCAUCCAUGGCACUAGCCAUUGCUUCUACCGCAUUGUCAAGCCUCCCAACAAGGGAAUUGCAUAAAAAAAUUUCUCUAGGAAAAUUCACAACUUGCUUACCUGGGAGGAGGACUAGCCAUUUAGAUGCAACAAAAGGAGUAUCAAGUGUAUGUGAACCACUUCCUCCGGAUAGGCCAUUGUGGUUCCCAGGCAGUUCACCUCCUGAGUGGCUUGAUGGCAGUCUUCCUGGCGAUUUUGGCUUCGACCCACUUGGAUUAGGGUCUGAUCCAGAGUCACUUAAAUGGUUUGCACAAGCGGAGCUAAUGCAUGGCAGAUGGGCAAUGCUUGCAGUGGCUGGAAUUCUGAUUCCAGAAUGGCUUGGAAGAAUAGGUUUCAUUGAUAAAUUUUCAUGGUAUGAUGCUGGUGCUAGAGAAUACUUUACAGACAAAACAACCUUAUUUGUGGUGCAAUUAGCUUUGAUGGGUUGGGUAGAGGGAAGAAGAUGGGCUGAUUUGAUAAAUCCAGGGUGUGUUGACAUUGAACCAAAAGUACCACAUAAGAAGAACCCAAAGCCUGAUGUUGGUUACCCAGGUGGGCUGUGGUUUGACCCCAUGAUGUGGGGUAGAGGUUCCCCAGAGCCUGUGAUGGUGUUGAGGACUAAGGAGAUUAAGAAUGGGCGUCUUGCUAUGCUUGCUUUUGUGGGCUUCUGGUUCCAAGCCAUUUAUACAGGACAAAGCCCCAUUGACAACUUGAUGUGUCAUGUUGCAGAUCCUGGUCACUGCAACAUUUUUUCGGCUUUCACGUUACGUUGAAGUGUUGAAUUUGAGAAGCAGUUUAUGAAAGACAUGCAAAAUUUGGUGGCACCAACAGCCAGUCAGGCAGGAAGUUCCUCUGUAAUUCUUGUAAAAUCAUUUGCUAGCUGUUUGUUGUCAGAAGUGAGAAUUAAUUGUACAUAUCAAGAAGCCAAAGAAACAUCUGGAUUUUGAUUUUUUGCUAAUAGUUGAUUAAAUUGUUGUCCAUGGGCUUGUUAUUGUCAACUUAAUUAAAUGACACUAAUCACCUGUUUGUCUAGGUGGUAAGAGCAUUAGCAUCAA